Molecule: messenger RNA, 1368 nt
Organism: Nothobranchius furzeri (turquoise killifish)
Lineage: Eukaryota; Metazoa; Chordata; Actinopteri; Cyprinodontiformes; Nothobranchiidae
Product: phenylethanolamine N-methyltransferase
Cellular component (GO): cytosol
Molecular function (GO): phenylethanolamine N-methyltransferase activity
Source: RefSeq, a predicted model, not a curated record
CCAACGCUCACCUGAAGACUGACCACCUGCAACACAAAGGCAGAGCCACAUAAAAUCAGAAUGAUGGAUGAAAGAGGAAAAGAGAGUGGAGUGGCAGCCAUGGCGGCCUGCUACCAAAAGUUUGAUCCUGCGGCAUAUCUGCAGUACAACUACACUCCACCACGGGCUGAUUUCUCAAGAAAAGACAGCAUUGUACCUUGGAAACUGGCACGUUUGCACAGGGCUUUUACAGAAGGUGAUGUGAGGGGGGAGCUCCUGGUGGACAUUGGUUCUGGACCCACUUUGUACCAGGUGAUGAGUGGCUGUGAGGUUUUUAACAGAAUCAUCCUGACAGACUUCUUAGAGGUGAACCGGCAGGAGCUGAGGCGCUGGCUCCAGGAUGAGGGAGGAUGCAGCCUGGACUGGACUCCGUAUCUGGAACACGUUUGCAAACUUGAAGGGCGACGGCCCUCAGCUUGGCCCGAGAAAGCUGCCAAGCUGCGUCAGGUCACUUCGGACAUCCUCCCUAUAGACGUGCACUGCUCUCAGCCUCUGGCCCCUGACAUCCUUCCUUCUGCUGGAGCUGACUGCUUGGUAUCCAGCUUCUGCCUGGAGAGCGUCAGCCCUGACCUACCUGCCUUCAACAGAGCCUUGGGCCACAUCCGGAAGCUCCUCCGACCUGGAGGUCACCUCAUGCUCAUUGGAGCCCUGGGAGAAAGUUAUUACUUUGGAGGGCCAGGUGUAAGGAUCCCCGUGGUCCCACUGAAUGAAGCCCAGGUGUGCACUAGUUUGAAGGAGAGUGACUACACCCUGAUAAGGCUGGAAGUUUACACACUGCCUCAGGACAUGAGGGUUGGGGUGGAUGAUGUGACAGGAGUGUUUUUUGCAAAAGCAAAGAGGGAUUAAUCAGUUGAAAUGCAGGGAUGGUUAAAUAAGUCAGUACAACAUUUAAUAUGAAAGAAGUGUAAAUGCAUGGUUUUGCACUCUGACUUAACAAAAUAAUAAUCAACUAUUAUCUCUUUGCAUGAAAACUGUUUUUCACUAAUCUUAAAUCACUGAUUACUACAAAUGAACUUGAAGAAGGAAAAACAAAACAAAAAGCUUCACUUGAUGAUUGUUUUCCUGCAGAUUAUGUUUUAUAAAGCUAAGCAACAGGACCCCCCCCCCCCCCUCGAUUUUUUUUGUUUUACCAAAGAACGUUUGGUUGAGUUUAUGAUUAAAGGCUGCCCCCUGCAGUGCAAACAUAGUUACUACAGAACUGGGACAUUGUUUAAACUGGAGCUUCUGUUACAGCCUUGCAAUGCAUUUUGUCAACUCUUAGCUAUUUGUAAAGCUCAUCUGUCUGUUUUUUGACUCUGCUUCAAUAAUAAAAGAUGAACUGUCCACACA